AUGCUCUGCUCCCAGGGCUCCUGCAACACAACGCCGAGUGUUCUCUUUAGGAAGACUCAGGAUGUUGCAGUAGGAGUCAUUCUUGAUGCCCGGUGCCAUGCGGAGUGCCUGACGUGUUCGGGGACUCCUGACCAAUGCCAAAGCUGCAGAGACCCGAAGGCUUUGCUCCAUCUGGGCCGCUGCCUGUCCGUCUGUCCGGCCGGAUUCUUCGCCGAAGGACGAGCGUGCGCAGCCUGCCAGCCGUCCUGCUCCACCUGCUCCACCCGGUGGGAUUGUGAUUCCUGCGGCUCCCUGCUGCCCCUGCUGAGCUCCGAUAGCGGACGCUGUUUGGCCUCCUGCCCCGCCGGCUCCUACCAACACGACCAGACCCGCUGCCAACGCUGCCACCCGUCGUGCUCCGCCUGCCGUGGACCGACUCAGCAGGACUGCAUCUCGUGUUCGGACCCGGCUGCCUUGCUCAAAGACGGCGUUUGCGUCCCUGACUGCGGCGCCGGUUUCUACAGCCAAGACGGCAUCUGUUACGCCUGCGAUUCGUCCUGCGCCUCCUGUUUCCCCGACAACCCCGAGUGCAUGAGCUGCCCGCCGGCCACCGCCUUGCAUCGUGGGAAGUGCGUCGGCCAGUGUCCGGCUCAGCACUACCAGGACGGCCACGACAGGUGCAGAGCCUGCCACAGCUCCUGUGCCUCCUGCUGGGGUCCGUCGGUGUCCCAGUGCAGCUCGUGUCCGGCCGGGCUGCUCCUCCACCAGGGCCAGUGUGUGGAGGCCUGUGGGGAGGGCCUGUACGCCCACGACAGCACCUGCCACAACUGUCAUCCCUCCUGCCGGUCCUGCGUCGGGCCGCUGGCCUCCGACUGCCUCCGAUGCCUCAAACCGGAGGAAGCCCUCCUCCGACAGUCCGGUCACCUUCAUCACGGCGUCUGCACGGCUGGAUGUCCCGCUCACAGCUUCCUGGAUGACAUGCAGACGUGCAGAG
Molecule: messenger RNA, 973 nt
Organism: Stegastes partitus (bicolor damselfish)
Lineage: Eukaryota; Metazoa; Chordata; Actinopteri; Pomacentridae
Source: RefSeq, a predicted model, not a curated record